Thamnophis sirtalis is the source of this 1503-nucleotide messenger RNA. Lineage: Eukaryota; Metazoa; Chordata; Lepidosauria; Squamata; Natricidae. The record is from RefSeq and is a predicted model, not a curated record.
AUGUUCCUGCUGAAAGAUCUGCCUCCAAACACAGAGUACCAGUUCCAGUAUGCUGCUUGUUGCAAGGUAGGUCAUAGUAAAUCCAAUGAGCUGAGCCCGCCCAUAAAGACCCUUCCCACCAGCCCUCCUGAGGAAUUAAGAAUGGUCACUGCAGCAUCUUCUGUCAUCUCUGUGGCCUGGAUGAGUCCCAGCAUCGUUGCCUCAGGAGUUGUGGUCAAGGAGUACAAGGUGGAGUACAGAAUAGUGGAGGCUGGAUCUGGGAAGGACCAGUGGAGGGAAGAAAGGACCUGGAGAAAAACAGAGUUUUAUCUCCUUGAGGGUCUGAAGCCCCAGACCCUCACAGAUGUGAGAAUAUGGGUGUCAGCCAUGUGUGAUAAUGGAGCUCUGAGUGGCCCCAGUGAGGAGGUGGAGGUCUCCACAUCAUUGGAGGAAGAAAGUGCAGACAACAUAGCCCAACAGUUCAUUCAGAUAAACUCCCUAGUGGAGGAGAGACAGCCAUUAGUGUUUACCCUUCCUCUGGAGAAAGUCUCCUCAGAUACUUCCCCAUCCUUUCUCUUGUACCAGCUUGGACAGGAGAACCUGGAAGUGCCCAACAAAGUGAUCCUGGUGAUGGGAGAAACAGGGUGUGGGAAAAUCACGCUGAUCAACGGGAUGAUCAAUUAUAUCCUGGGUGUCCAGUGGAAAGAUUAUUUCAGAUUCAAAAUGAUUCAUGAAACCAUUCAGAGAAGCGAAGCUGCAAGCAGGACGUCUGAAGUCACAGCCUAUGUGGUGAACCACCAGAAGGGCUUCCAAAUUCCCUAUUCUCUCACAAUCAUUGACACUCCAGGAUUUGGAGGUGCAAGAGACUCAGAGCAAGACAACCUGGUUGAGAAGCAGCUCCUGGAGUUUUUCUCCACCCCAGGGGGCAUUGACCAUAUUGAUGUCAUCUGCUUGUUGGCCCAGGCCUUCCUUGCCCAUUCAACUCAUGCCCAGAAAUGCAUCUUUCAUUCCAUGCUCUCCAUGAUGGGAAAAGACGAUAACAUCCAACUCCUGAUCACCUUUGUGGAUGGGUGGACUCCACCUGUCCUGGAGACGCUCAACAAGGCUGAUCUUCCCUGUGCACAGAAUGAGUCAGGAAUCCCUCAACACUUCAGAUUCAACUAUUUAGCCCUCUUCGCUCCCCGAGAAUAUGGAGGAAGACACAAUGCUAUUUCUGAAAUGUUCUGGAAAAUGAGCACCGAGACCAUGAAGGAUUUCUUUGACUCAUUAAAGAUGAUGGAAAUGAAUAGUUUAACUUUGACCAUGGAGGUCUUCAAGGAGAUUCAUCUUCAAAGAGAGCGACGUGCAGAAGGCGAAGAACCGUACCAUCAGGUAGAGGGUAAGAUUUGUGAUUUUGACCACUUAAAAGCCUUCCUGGGCCACUCCCUUCAGCCAGAAGAGGUUUUUGAAGAAGAUUCAGUGGCUAAUGUGGAGACAGCACUUAAAAUGUUGGCCAAGUGGGCAAUGAGAGGAAUGAAUAAUUGA